AUGGGAGAUCAAAUGGAAACUUCAUCCUCUACACCAUCGAUUGAUCCAACAACUAUUCAAAACGUUUCAAAUUUUAAUAGUGCACUGACAGCUUUAGAAGAUGCAUUAAGACCUGUAUUCGAACUCGAUUUUGAUCAACAUAAAGAUAGGUCAGCGUUGGAAAUGGCUCGAGCGGAUUUAAUGGCAAUGUUUACACUCAAUGUUGCUGGAUGGACUAUGUGCGCUUUAAAAGGAGAAGAUCCUCAAGAAAAUUUCAAGCUUACCGAGGACUUAAAACGAACCAAAGAAUACAUUAAAAGAUUCAAAAUGAUAGAGUCCAGGAAAACCGCACCUCGUGUCAAUCCCACAGCCGCCAAGAAUUUCGUCCGAAACGCUUUAUGGGAAAUCCCCCCUACCCCCACGGACAGAGAUGAUAAAGCUGAUAUUUAA
Auanema sp. JU1783 is the source of this 429-nucleotide messenger RNA. The record is from the annotation of a GenBank genome assembly. NCBI's taxonomy places the organism in Eukaryota, Metazoa, Nematoda, Chromadorea, Rhabditida, Rhabditidae.